AUGUCAAAGCAUCACCCAGAUCUGAUCUUGUGUAGGAAGCUGCCAGGGAUUGCCAUUGGCAGGCUGUGCGAGAAGUGCGAUGGUAAAUGCCCCAUCUGCGACUCCUACGUGCGCCCCCAAACGCUCGUCCGCAUCUGCGAAGAGUGCAACUUCGGCUCCUACGGCGGACGCUGCAUCGUCUGUGGCUCCAACGGUAUCUCCGAUGCUUACUAUUGUGCGGAAUGCGUGCGGUUAGAGAAGGACAGGGAUGGAUGUCCAAAGGUGGUGAAUCUGGGAGCGAGCAGGACGGACCUGUUCUAUCUGAGGAAGAAGAAUCAGCAGUCGUUCCAAAGAGGAUAG
Messenger RNA from Microstroma glucosiphilum, 339 nucleotides. Its product is annotated as putative Pre-mRNA splicing factor ini1. Bases 1 to 339 code for a protein of 112 amino acids. The record is from RefSeq and is a predicted model, not a curated record. The transcript is spliced from 4 exons. Lineage: Eukaryota; Fungi; Basidiomycota; Exobasidiomycetes; Microstromatales; Microstromataceae. Gene Ontology annotation, cellular component: catalytic step 2 spliceosome; precatalytic spliceosome; U2 snRNP. Gene Ontology annotation, biological process: mRNA splicing, via spliceosome.